Mesocestoides corti is the source of this 240-nucleotide messenger RNA. NCBI's taxonomy places the organism in Eukaryota, Metazoa, Platyhelminthes, Cestoda, Cyclophyllidea, Mesocestoididae. The record is from the annotation of a GenBank genome assembly.
AAGCCCAUGGAACCGGAAGAAUUCAUCGACAAUAAUUACGCGGCCGAGAGUGAAGAAGAAGAGGAAGAAGAGGAGUCAGAACCAUGUGAAUGUGUUGUUGAUGACCAUGCAAAGCACUUUGGUCAUCAUUUAGACUGUGUCACUAUGGAGAAGCUCAUUCUUUUAUUGCUGUUUGCUCGUCACGUUUAUCCAGAAAUUGCCAAUAGCACUCAGAAGCCUGGUUGCAAGUGUCAACAGUGA